Benincasa hispida (wax gourd) is the source of this 1588-nucleotide messenger RNA. The record is from RefSeq and is a predicted model, not a curated record. NCBI's taxonomy places the organism in Eukaryota, Viridiplantae, Streptophyta, Magnoliopsida, Cucurbitales, Cucurbitaceae.
AAAACUUUCACCAAACUUGGCUUGUUUCCCCUUCCCUCAUCAUUUGUCUCAGUGUGCAGAUUUUGAAGUAGCAGAGAGGAACAGAAAACAAGUGGUGCAGGGCAAGAAGCCAUUAGAAUAGGAAAUGAAUUUAGAUGAAUUAGUUUUGAGGAAUGUGAUGUCUGUUGAAGAAGCAGAGCUGGUACAUAACCCUUCCUCUUCAUCUCCUGCAGCGUCCACGGCUUCAUUGUUUCUUGGGAAAAGGAAUGAAGAUGUCGAGCCACGGCCUGAUCCAAUGGCCGAGGUUUCAGCCUCAGCAGAAGGGAUGGAUUGGAUGCAUUACCAACGAGCAUUGCUGAUUGAUUCCAAGUUGCCAGUUUCUCAAGCUGUUUACAAUCAUGCAAGUGUACCAGAUUUUGGUGUUUACAAUAUGCAGGCCAUGUCGAUUACAACGUCGGCCUCGUUGAACUCUGAUUUCCAGGAAGGUAAUUGUGGACGGAAACGAAGACAGUUGGAUGAUAUAAAGGAGAAGACUAUUGAAAGAAGGCAGAGGAGGAUGAUCAAGAACCGGGAGUCUGCUGCAAGGUCCAGAGCCAGGAAGCAGGCUUAUACAAAUCAGUUGGAGCAUGAAGUGUUAUGCUUGAGGAAAACAAAUAGUUGGCUGAGAAAGCAAGAGGAAGCAGAAAGACUAUUUUCUUCAAAUCCAAUUCCAAUGCCGAGAUACCAGCUGCGGCGCACGAGCUCGGCCUUCUUCUAGCUUCUGAUCUUUACAAGCAGACCUGUCUCUGUUCUCUCUCUCAAGUUUUUCCUAGCUAGAUUGUUAAUUUUGAAAACAUAGGAGCUUUAAUUUCUGUGUUUCAUGUAGAGGAAAUACUCAAAUAACAAAACUUCUUUGGUUAUGAUAACAAUGCAGUUGCUAUUCUACCUCUUUUGCCUUCUACGCUGUAAAAUUCCGGGCACCUCUCUUUUCCAUCAAGAAAUUUAUCACCGGUGAUAUCAGAUCCAGAUUAUUGAGGAUAUAACUACUUCCGAUAUGAAGUUGAGGUUUAUGGAGGAAGAAGGUGGAGUCCUUUAACACAAAUCAUGAAACAAACAAGUUCAUUCUAUUUAUUUUCACUAUACAAAGAAAUGUUACAUAAACAUAAUCUGACACAUUGAAUGGGAACUCGGCCUUGUAAGGGGAAUACAAAUGAAGCCUAAAAUACAUAAUACACUGGCUAUAAUACAUAAAUUCUAUAAUCAAAAGGAAAGACUGAGAAAGGAACAGAGGUAUCAAUGAAUUUAACAAACACGAACAAAAUUGGAAGCUUUGUGGAAGAAACUUUUUUUUUUCUUUUUUCUUUCUUCUGAAUAUGUGAAUAUUUUCCUCGCAAUCUUACAAAUCCAUUCAUCGUUGCUUCUUUCAGGGUUCUACUUGCAGUGUUUUGAUAAUGUUUUAUCUCCAGUUCAACUCCCAACCUCCAGCUUUGUCUGAUCACAGGUGAAUAAUGUCAAAAACCCAAGUAGACUAAGAGAAGCUUUAACUAGAUUAAGGCACUCCAGACAGCUCCAUUCCCUUCACCACACUUUUCAUGGACAUUCUUGAUCCUCUCCACAGAUUUGCAUAUUC